CAACGAUCUAAAAAAAACAAAAACACACCAAAAUGUUUUAGAAAGCAUAUCGUCAAUUCAGUUAUGAUUUUCAAGUUCUAUUGAUGUCUCCUGCAGAAUCACCUACUACAUCCAUCGAAAAUGAUCGGUAGACAAUUUAUACAAAAAUCCCACCAAUUAAAACAUUUCAGUGACAAGGGCUUGGAAACUUUUAAGGUCCAACAUGGCUUGGCUUAAAAUUUUCUCAGACAUUUGUAGUUUUUUAUAUUCAACUCUAAGGAAAUGCGUUUAUUAAUAUACAAUAAUGUAUACAAGCACAAGGUCGCUGCCCGUGUUUUUGGUUCAAUUAGAGGUCCUAAUCAGUCAUUGCUAAAAGAGUUUGCUUGUCUCGACUGGUGUCCUCUGACCUACGAUCAACGGUGAGAGGGUGUAAAACAAAAUCCACUUUCUAUACCUGCUUAUCUUUGCAUCUUUCUGCAGCAGUCAGUAGAGUGCUUUUACAUGUACUUUAAAUUUCAGUAUUGUUUAGGGGAAAAAUACACCACAAAACCUUAUCGUUAGAGCAUCUUCUAUUUAUUUAGGUUUAGUUUUAAACCUCCAACCGUAAUAAACUGGUAGAUGAAAUGAUAUUCAAAAGGUAUCCGUCGGCUGUUGCGUAAGAGCCGUGUCAGGCAGUCGGUUGGUAGGUAAAGCAGUCGUGUUUAUCCGCCUGCGAGGGGAAAAAAAAAAGGGAAAGGGAGGGAGCGAUGUGGAGAUAGAUGAAGAGGACGGAGGGGGCGUAGAUCUCUUCAGUAGCCCGUGGUUAGGAAGGAGGCAGCGGUAGUAGAAGACAGCUGAACGCAGCCUCUCUGUGUUGACAUAGAGGAGAACCUGGUGGUUAUACCCUGCGGAUAAAACGAGGAAGACAUAAUCACAACAUGAUUUAGUCACCCCCACAGUCCAGCCUGCCGCAGCAGACGCCAUCGGAAAGGAGCCGAACAGAGCUGCAGUGGAAGAAUGGUGUGACAAAUAGUCUGCGAUUCCCAGAAGAACCACUUCACUUCCUUGCUGAAUAUGGCUUCCAAUGCGCUUCAGGCUCUGGUUCUAUUUUUCUUUCAUUUUUCUGGUGCACAGACCAUCAUUGGUUCCUCCACUUCCUUCACAACUCUAAACCUGCCAAGCAACUCACCUUCACCUACCAAGCAGACAGUUCGAUUCUGGCCUUCUUUGCCUCCCAGAGGGCGCAGUGACGUUCCCAUUAAAGUAACGAUCCAGGAGAGGUUUACAGCUCUAAAUGCGGUGGAACAGGGGCAAAGGAUGGCCCUUCCAACAACACAGUUCAACCCAUCUUUCAUCUUUAAGAUUCCACAGAAUCUUAGCAUGGAGCAAAUUUCAACCCAACCAACUUCCUCAAGGCCCAGGACUGACACAGCUAGUUUAGCAUUCAGCAGGGCUUUACAAAGGCAAGAAGCUGCUACAAAAAGCCCAACUCCACCUUUACCCACUUUUCCAUCUCAUGCAGGGCAUGCAGAAGAGAGAUCGAUCAAAGGCACAGAGGAUGGUGAUUCACAAGGGCUGGGAUCAGGCAGAGCUCCAACAGAGACAUCGGAGAAGGGGAAAUCUGCUGUUCUUCCAGCAAUAGUUGUUGAGGAAAUGGCUCAGUAUCGACCACAGGCGCAGACCAUGGUCUCCAAAGUUACAGAUAAAGAAACCACAUCAAUGUAUGAUCAAAAUGACGAGACUUACAUGUUAGGGUUGACAACAACCAGUGCAAUCUCUACAACACCACAUCAAAGGCCUAAGACUGCAGAAUUAACAGAUAAACUUGGAGCAGAUCAUCCUUCCACUGACAGACUUCAAGGCUCUGCUGCUGUAGCUUCCAAACCCACGUCCAGCUCUGCUGAUAAACAGCCACAGACUGCAGAACAACCUGUCAUGAACAGAAUCCAGGCUGGUCCGAAUCCAAAUAGUUCAGCAGAGCAAGAAACCCACACAUCUACAACCGGUCUUCCAGCUACUACACCAGAGGCUGAUUGGACAGCUACAUCUCAAAGCAUCAAAACAGCAGAACGAAGAAAUACGUCGAGCUCUACUGCGCAGUCGCGAAAAAGAGGGGCUUCUUCACUUCUUACAACCAGCAUCAUUCCUGGGAUUCAGCCUAGACUCAGCCCCAAGUAUCAGGAUGAGAGUAACCGCUCUCUUCUUCUGGGACAUCCUCAGCAAGCUCCGCACUCCACUUUUAAUCCAGCCACAUCUCCUAGUGCCAGUCCCUCUACAAAUGGCACAUUUCUUUACUGGGGUGAUUUGAGCCGCACAUUGGCUAUUGCCUGGGAACUGCAUGUCUACGGCACAGCAAGCCUCUUCCUGCUCCUGUUUGCUGGAGCUUCCCUCGGCCUGAUUCUGUCUCCUGGAGCCAAUUGUCCUAAUCGUGAGGCUCUUGGACUUGCUAAUGCUCUGUUGGUUCUGGCUGGAGGCCUUAGGGCAGUUAUGUUUCUCAUUGACCCUUAUGGCAUACGAAGUAUUCUCCCUCGCCCAGCAAUUACUGCCCUAUACAACCUGCCUCUUCACCUGCUUUUGUGGGCCCAGUCGUCCCUGGUACUUCUUGCACUGAGGGUGGCAGGAGUCAAUGUGUUACCUUCAACCUUAGAGCACCCCCCUCUGUUGGCCGUACUCACUGUGUUACAGUGUACACUGCUGUUAGCUGCUGAUUUGUUGUCUCCAGCUCUGUCUCCUGUAGUACCCGUCACCCUGCAGGUUCUGUCCUUAUGUUGGGGCCUGGGUCUCUGUUUUGGCUACCUUUGCUAUGUAUUUCCUCGUAUACGUUGCCCUGCUCUUCCACGGCACAGUGUUUCUGUAGAGGCCAGGAGAAAGACUUGGACCGGAAGCCAAAGAACAGGAGUGAUUCUAGGAAGAGUGCUGGCAUUCUGUGCAGUUCUUGGAGGAUUGUGCUGCGGCUUGCAUGUCCCUGCUACCUUGUGGUUAUAUGUGUUGUUAGGAGACUGGACACGCUUCAACUGGGCAUGGUGGUUGGUGCACUUCUGGGCUCGACUGCUGGAGCUGACCUGGGGUUUUUUCCUACUACUCCUGGGAUCCUGGGUGUUCUGGAGGCCUGCCACAUGCCAGACAAGAGAGGAAGGAGGGCAAGAUGGCAGCAGAGGCGACCUCCCAUCCCCUGGUCAGUCCAUAGGUUCCCCUCAAAGACAUACAUGCUGGUCUAAGAUAGUCCAAAGCCUGAGGGGUAAACCCUGCAGGAAGUCUGACAGUAAUGGCGUGGGAGGAGGAGCGGGAGAGAUGCCAAAUAACUGGGCUGGACAAGAGCGACCUGGAGCUGACAUCAGCAAGAGUCUUAUUAGGAACGAGGACAAUGAGCAGAACAUGGCCCAGGCACGCUCGGUCAAAGACAGUAACCACGAACGUAACCACAGGAGCCACUCUGCAGAACGAGGCAUAUCUGAGGAUUCCAUGGGCUCCUUGCUGAGACUGCAGACUUUGGGUCAGCCUCCACAGCGUUCGGUGAGUGGCAGUCUAGAUCAGGACAGAGAUACGUCUCUGUGUUUCUAUGAAUUUGACCUGCGGCCUCCCUCCCCCAUUGAUCUGACUCGCAGCAUCGAUGAGGCUCUGCACAGAGAACACUUGAUCACAGGAGGGAGUCUGUUUCAUCCUGUAAUCCACACUCCUUCCCCGGGCUCUGGGAUCAGCCAGGAGCAGUGGCUUCGCAGGAACAGUGAUCCUCAGCUGCUUUCUGAGAGCAGCGAAGCCCCAACAGAGUCCUCCAUGCCUCUGGGAGGUAGCGUGCUUAGCAGUGUACCCAGCAGGCAGGUGACUGCUCCCCCCACACCAUCCCACCAGGGUCACAGGUGGGCUGGGAAUGGCAUGGUCAGCGUUCCCUCAUCAGUCUCUUGCCCAGUGUCGCUUCGCCCCUGCAGAACAUCUAUGGGGCAUCUGGGUGAGGAUGGAGUGGACGACACACGACCGUUUAUCACCCCAGACUCUGAGAGGGCACGAGGGAGAGCUGGGAGACCCACGGGUUCACGCAGUUACCUGGAAGUGAGCCGACGUGACGACUCUGCCAGUGUCAGCAGUGAAAUUAUAGACCUUUAAACCACACAAUGCACAUUAUGACCAGUAGCUGCAAUUCAGAUAUUCAACAAUUUAAUCAAUACUGUUUCAGAUAAAAAAAGGGAAGAUCUGUUCAUCAGACUUCCUCAAGUUGUUUUGGAAAAAGGAACCAGCUUAACAGAGAUUUUAGAUGAUUAGUCUUAAACCACUCAUCUUCCGUCAGUUUGUUUUAGGGAUUUACUAAGUAAAGUUAUGAAAUAGGUUUUAGCAUUACUGGGAAAUAUUGCACAUUUAAACACUCCAUCCUCGCACCUGUUUCAAUCUUUUUCUCUCACACAUUUUAUCAUAUGGUGUGUUUCCACUGCAAGAGCCGUUUCCAGGAACCAGGGCAGAUUUCCAAGACCAAUUUCCACUGCAAGAGCCAGGGCAUUAUCACCAGGUAGAAAUCAUCUUCUGGCAAAAAAAAGCUCAGUUACUCAUGAUGAAUAUCAGUGUUAAGGAGUGUUUAUAUUCAAGCGGAUUAAUAGAAUCACCUAACCCUAAUGGAAAUAUUAAUAUUUUUUUAGGGAUUUGGUGUUCAAAUGAUUUAACAGUGUUUCUGUUUUGAGGCAGAAAUAAAAACACUUAUAUCCCCUGUGAUUUGUGUAUUAUGAACUCAUUUUAGGUUUGAUAGAAAAGAGCAACGCUGCUGCUGCAGCAUGUGUUGUUCUUGCUCCUUGAAUGAUUUAAGUGUUAAAAUGCUUUAACUAUUGCAACUCUUGAUUUAGAAGUGAUUUUAAUUCUGUUUUCUAAUGUAUCCACUGUGAAAUGUUUGGGAUUUGCUCUUUGCCCUCCAAAUUUUCCUGUCAGGAUUCCGAUUUUAGGGGACAUUCUUGUUAUUACGACUGUGACUUAGGAAAAUCUGACUACCAAGUACAACUUUGUCUCCUCUCUUCACCUCUGCUUUGAUCCAAUGCAAGUAAAAUCUGUGUAGGCAAAACUUGUUUAAACUCUCACAGUUAAACUUUUUCACAAAUUUGCAGCAACAUUUUAAGUUAUAAAUUGUAGUGACAGUGACAAAAUCCUCAGAAAUAUUCUUAUUGCUGAAAAUCCCAGUUUUUUGUUUUUGUGACCUAAGCUCCAAACACUUAGUGAAUAGAAAAGAUGUAAAUCAGUGUUACUCAAUUUCCAAAGCAGAGUGGUCAGCAUCAAGAUAAAAAACAUAGUUUUAUACCCCACAGUGGAAAUGCACAUAACAAAACAGGAGGCUCCAACAAAAAUGGUUGCAAAAUGGAAAUGUGCCUACAUACACAUAAUUCUGGUUUUAACUUUAAGCUUUCUGCGACCAGACAUACAUUAGAUGAGGAAAUAUGUUUUAGCAUUUCGGUGUUUGUGAUGUGCUCAAGAUUUGCAGUGAUGAUGAUGAUCGUCAUCCUCCUUUAAUGUAUGGAAUUAGUAAAUCAGGUUAAAAUGUUAAACUCCCUGUAGUGUGAGUGUUAAAGGUCCCAUUUGUUUAUGUGAAAUAAUUUCUUAGCAAAUCAUUUGUUGUAUAUUUUUUAAAGUUUCCACUGUUUGCUUUUGUUAUAUAAAGAUGUGCCAUAAAUAAUCA
This is a messenger RNA of Girardinichthys multiradiatus, 5605 nucleotides long. RefSeq names its product proline-rich transmembrane protein 3. The record is from RefSeq and is a predicted model, not a curated record. Lineage: Eukaryota; Metazoa; Chordata; Actinopteri; Cyprinodontiformes; Goodeidae. Bases 1033 to 4059 code for a protein of 1008 amino acids. The transcript has 4 exons.